Messenger RNA from Dicentrarchus labrax (European seabass), 5496 nucleotides. RefSeq names its product forkhead box A1 (gene foxa1). The record is from RefSeq and is a predicted model, not a curated record. NCBI's taxonomy places the organism in Eukaryota, Metazoa, Chordata, Actinopteri, Moronidae. Gene Ontology annotation, molecular function: RNA polymerase II cis-regulatory region sequence-specific DNA binding; transcription factor binding; protein domain specific binding. Bases 111 to 1334 code for a protein of 407 amino acids. Gene Ontology annotation, biological process: anatomical structure morphogenesis; cell differentiation; regulation of transcription by RNA polymerase II. The transcript is spliced from 2 exons.
GGCACGCUUUCACCUGGACCAGGACGGACUCAGACACACAGCCCGGGGACAGGAGCAGGAGAACAGCAGAGGGACCUGCAGGAUCCGUGUUCCGGCUGCGGGCUCCCGUCAUGCUGGGCACGGUGAAGAUGGAAGGGCACGAAGCUCCGGACUGGAGCGGAUACUACAGCGAGGAGAUGUACUCUCCGAUGGCAGGCAGUGGAAUGGGUUCUGGUCUUGGGAUGGGCUCCAUGUCGGGCUACAUGUCCAGCAGCGGGACCACGUCAGGCUCCUUCAAUAUGUCAUACAGUGGGACUGGUCUGAGCCCUGCUCCAGUGGGGGGGAUGGGCGGCUCGGCUCCAGCAGCCAUGUCGGGUUUGGGAGGGGGCGUGGCUUCGAUGGGCGGGGCUUUGAGCCCAUCAAGUAUGGGCUCGGUGUCGGCCCAGCAGGCCUCGAUGGGUCUGAACCCGUAUGGGGGCAUGAGUCCCACCAUGAGCCCUGGCAUGACGUAUGGCGGCGGAGGGCUGAACCGCGGCCGCGACAACAAGGCGUUCAGACGGAGCUACCCGCACGCCAAACCCCCCUACUCCUACAUCUCACUCAUCACCAUGGCGAUCCAGCAGGCACCCAGCAAGAUGCUGACCCUGAGCGAGAUCUACCAGUGGAUCAUGGAUCUGUUCCCAUACUACCGGCAGAACCAGCAGCGGUGGCAGAACUCCAUCCGGCACUCGCUGUCCUUCAACGACUGCUUCGUCAAGGUGUCGCGUUCACCGGACAAACCGGGGAAGGGCUCAUACUGGACCCUACACCCGGACUCAGGGAACAUGUUCGAGAAUGGCUGCUACCUGCGGCGCCAGAAGAGGUUCAAGUGCGAGAAGAAGAUGUCGCCAAAAUCGGACGGCAGGAAGGAGCAGGGAGGAGGAGGAGCUUCUCCUUCUGGGGAUUCCAUCAAACCUCCAGGACUCCUGGACUCCUCCUCCAUGCCCUCCUCCAGCCAGGCUGCCUCGCCUCCCGGUAUGGACCUGCGGGGAGGUGUUGGCGGGGCAUCAGACCUGAAGGUGUCCGGCUCACAGCUCCUGUCCUCCCUGUCAUUGCCCCCCCACUCCAUGGCGCACGAGUCCCAGCUGCACCUGAAAGGAGACCCCCACUACUCCUUCAACCACCCAUUCUCCAUUAAUAACUUAAUGUCGUCUUCAGAGCAGCAGCACAAACUGGACCUGAAGGCCUACGAAGCGCUGCAGUACUCCUCCUACAGUGCUGGGGGGGUGUCUGGCCUCGGGGGGAGGACCAUGGAGCCUCUGGAGGCCUCCUACUACCAGGGGGUGUACCCCAGACCGCUCCUCAACACCUCGUAGUACCCGCUGCACUUCCUGUUUGGACUCUCUGCAUGCAGCCGUCCUGGACUUCCUGUCUGACUGUGAUGAUGCUGAACCGGAUCGACUCUGCUGCUGCUGGUUUCUGAACUCCUGCACUGUGACCAAACCGGGACACAAAGAGACACGUUAACACUCGGCUGUUAAAACCGAUCCCAGGUCUGUGUUCUCCUCUUACACACUGAGUCACAAACAGUAAAAGUCCGUAAUUGCUGCAGAAAUCGGAGGCUCCAGAGGGGGCGCUUUAAAAUACAAAAUGGCUGGCUUUGGGCUAUUUCUUACACCUGUUGGCAAGUAGUCACAUGAUCAGUGUAGACAGUCACAUCACACAGAGCUUGUUCAGCAGAGGAAACCACACAUCAAAAAUCAACUCCACAAUGUCAGGACAAUGCAGAGAACUACCGUAAAACUCCUUUAAUAGCCUGGUGUCUCAAUUAGAGGCCUGGUCUGGAUUGUGUGCCUCUUAAAAAUCCACGUCACCACUGUAAGAUGGCAGCGGCCGCAUCAGGAAUAUUUAGACCUCAGUUUUGUAGAGUGGGAGCAACGUCUAACUUAAUCGAUGGUUUACAUAGUUUGAUGGUAGAAAUACCAUCUUUGCUGAAUGAAAGGCCUGUUCCAAAUAAAGGCAGGUUGAGGUCAGUGAUUAAAACAAAUAAAAGUGGGUUGUUAAUUGAAGUUUUACAGUUUGUACUAAAACAUCUUAACACCUCCUUAUAUUUCACUAUCCUGUACAUCCAGGCCAGAAGGCCACCAACCCACCAACAGGAAACUGGCUCUGUUCCGGUUCAAGAACAUAGUUUUUGAGAGCAUUUCGACCAAAAAUAAAUUGGUUCAGAACCAGGACAGUCGAUCCCAGCAGGUUCCCUUGGGAACCAAACUCGGCGUGUCCUAUUCUACAGGCUGGUCUACCUCCAUUCACUGAUGUUGUAUUUCUCAUUAAAUUGUGAAACAGAUGACUUAUCAAAAAGACGCAGUUCAAUGGCGUCUUAGUUUUAUUGAUGACACAUGAUUGGUUUGCCGUGAAUUUCAGGAUGAUUCUAAAUGUUUGAAAUGAAGCAGUGUUUUUUCAGUUACAAGGUUGAUCUGUUCUGGCUGGUCAGGAGGUGCUGGGCUUAGAAAAUAUUUCAAAUGGGUACAUUAAUGAAAAAAGUUUAAAAACCACUUCUCUAGAUAGCACGAGGUUCAAGAACUACAGCUAAUUUGGUGGAAAAGGGGGAACAGAGUCACAAACAAAGAUUUCAGACUUAAUGACAACAGGAUCAGUCAGACCAGAGUCCAGGGAUGGUUUGCACCAGCUGGUCUUUACUAAUCCUGGUCCUAACUGCUAAAACCGAGAGUUUAUGUUGAUUGCACCAACCAAACUUAAGCCUAAUCUUAGCUACGUGCGUCCGUGUGAAUGCCUGCUCCACCGUGGCUGUUGCCAAGCAGUGUGCAUUGCUAGGAUACAGUCUCCCGCUGUCCUGAUAAUUUGUAGCUAAUCAUCUUUAAUUUGCGGCAACGUUAUGUAGGAUCAAAGAAAAGGAAAAGGCGAUUUCACACAUUUCAACAAAUAGAGCUGUACGGCAACAGUGCGAUGUAGAGAAAUAACUGAGGUCAUCAAUGAUUGCUCAGCCUUCGUUAGGAAACCAUGUUCAGAAAAAGACAUUGAUGAACUGGUUGGAUGUGACGCCUAGUCUCAUCCAGAUGGCGGCUGAAGCGUUGACGGUGCAACCGGUGUAACUUUUAGGUUGGGUGUCGAACGCCAAGUUAGGAGCUUAAGACCAGUUGGUGCAACCGGCCUGUCAGCCCUAUGUCAGAGGUUCCCACGCUGCCGUCGCUAGAGUUAAAGAGGUUUCCAGUGCGAGAGAUACAGGAUCCUUUUCAGGCCUCGAAUCGACUCGUCCAAUAAGGACGCCAUUCCAGAGACAGAGCUUCAACCCCCCCUCGUCACUCCCUGAAUUUUGUUUGAGAGUACUAAAACUUAGAGGCCCCUGAGGGGCCCAAAGGGACCAAUUCACAUUUCUGUCUGUUUAAGUGACAGAGGGGUAAAACAUCGAUUAACAGAAUGUUUAAUGUCUCAAAUAUUAUCGACCAAGUCUGUUUCCUAUAGGCCUCUAACUCCAACUACCAUCAUGCAUUGCACACUUAACUUUAAAGGUUUAAAAUAUUAAGUUUGUAAAGGAAAUUCGGAUGGUUUGAACGAUAUGCAGUUCGUUGGUUCUGCCUCCAUCCGUCAGUCAGUCUGUUGCUGUGAGCAACAUUAAUGGUGUCAGGGCCCGAGGAAUAGGACCUGAGGAACAGAUUAAUUAUUAUAAUUCCUGUAUUUUGAUCAGAAAUAUGAGGAAAGGUUUAUUUCUCCCACGACCCGGCCUGCGUCUCCGCUGACCUCCGGAGGGGUCAUGACCCUCAGAGUGAGAGCCCCCCCCCCCACACACAGAUCAAAGGGUUUUAUUUAAAGGCUCAGUCCGCCUCGUCUGUCUCCGUCUGAUCUCUGCUGAAAGAAUCUGUUGAUCACGUCUUUUUAUUGAUUAUUGAUCAUAAACAUCUGUUUACAAUAUCAGUGUGAAAACGUUUGACUACUUAUACUUCAUUACUUUAUUUCACUUAUUGAGAUAAAUUCACUUGUUUCACGACAAACAUUAUUAUUAUUAUUAUUAUUAUUAUUAAUAAUAAUAAUAAUAAUAAUAAUAAUAAUAACAGGAAGACUUUGUUCCAUCAGAUGAUGAGAAGGAAACUGUUGUUGUUAUUUAUGGACAGUAAAUAUAUAAUUUAUAUUCUAUAACAAUAAACUGGAUGACGGCGUUCAGACGCUGAUUAUUGGACCACGUUGUAGGUUUCAGUUGGUGUCAGAUAAUAAUAAUAAUAAUAAUAAUAAUAAUAAUAAUAAUAAUAAUUAAACAUAACAUUUCUGAAAACUUAAACAAUAAAAUAGAUAAUAGUGUUACUGUGAGUAUCAAUACCAGUGAUCAAUACCAGUGAUCAAUAUUCACCAUCAGUACUACACCCUGCUGGGGAAACAUAAUGAUUAUUAUCUUCACGAUCAAUGAAUAUGUUUAUUGAAUUAUUGAUCAAUAAAAAGGAGACUGUGCCUGCAGACCAACCUUCCUAUAAUAAUCAAUAAAUAAUACAACAUUUAUUAACAAACAGUUUGAAUCAAUAUGAUUGAUCCCCAAUAAUCACAUUUACUCCAUUCAUUGAUUAAUAAUUGAUCAGUUUGAUGUAAUAAAGGAUCUUUGUUUGGUGACUCUCACUCUGUGUGUAAAAGGAGAACCCACUUCCUGUCUGUGUAUUUAAACUGUCCAUCACUGAUUAUUGAUUAUUGAUUAUUAUUAUUACCAUGUGCAUGAAUGAAGUGGGAGGUUGUCUUCUUCUUCUUCUCUUUUCUGGAAAAAAGUGGCUGUUUUAUGACCUCCUCCUCUUCCUCUUCCUCUUCCUCUUCCUCUUCCUCCUCUUCUUCUUCCUCUUCCUCCUCUUCCUCCUCCUCUUCCUCUUCUUCCUCCUCCUCCUCCUCUUCCUCCUCCUCUUCCUCCUCCUCUUCCUACUCGUUGUGUGUUUGUUUCUCGUGAGCUUUCGACUCUGCUGCAUGUUCUUCUUCAUGUUCUUAACUUAUUCUGUCAUUUUCAAAUAAAACGAGGAAACAUUUAUUGAUUUGUUGUUAAUUUCUGAUUAUUGAUCGUUUUACUGAUAACAGCAUUUUACUGUUUUUCUUCAUCGUUAUUGAUCGAUCGAGCUUCUGGACUCAUCAGUACAUUUAUUUGGGGGUUUCACUGAAAGGUUAUUGAUAAAGAGUUACUGCUGAUACGUGAUCAAUAAAAGGCUUUAGGGGAAUAUUAUUAUUAUUGAUAAUCGAUCAGUAAUAAGUUGUUAAUUAUAAAGAGUUCAAAGACAAAUCAGACAAUAAAAACAAUCAAUUAUAAAUCAAUCAAUUAAUGUUGUCUCUUCAGCAGCUCAAUGAAAGUAAAAAAACUCGUAAAUGGUUCAGAUCCAGAUCGUAAACCCUGUUUCUGAUCUGUUUAUUUGUUAUUAUUAUUAUUAUUAUUAUUAUUAUUGUUGUUGUCGUCUGUGCCGGCCUGAUGAGGAUGUUUGCGGUGUCGUGUGGAUCUGAUGGGUCCUGGUUCUGGUUCUGGUCUCACACAUUCAUCAAUAAAACAUUCAAACUAUUUUA